Messenger RNA from Yamadazyma jaroonii, 1659 nucleotides. NCBI's taxonomy places the organism in Eukaryota, Fungi, Ascomycota, Pichiomycetes, Serinales, Debaryomycetaceae. The record is from the annotation of a GenBank genome assembly.
AUGUUUGAGGACAUAACCACAAAUUAUUACCAGAAAUGUGGAGAGGAUGGGUCUGCUUUGACCGAAGACUUGCUACGAUUUCGUGAGAUUAAUCUAAGGCUAUCCAAAUUAAAGGAGCAAAAAAUGCUUCCCCGAGAGAUCACCACCAAGAUUACAAAACCGAAACAUAAAAGACAUUUUUUAAGGAGGUUAAGAGAUGAGUUCAGAGAUUUAGUUCGACCAGAAGAAACAUUCGAAAUAUGGAAUCAAGAGAACCUUAGAACUUAUAGAGUUCAUUCCGAAGUUAAAGAAUUAAAUGACGAUUUAAUGAUAGAUAUAUUAACACAAGCACUCGAUGAAGACUUUGAUGAUUAUGAUAAUCAUAGGAUAAAAGAAUUACAGGACAAACUCAUGGAUAUUGGGAAGCGGAAAUUAGUUGACUCACUGUCUUCAGAAUAUUUACUUAGAACUAAUGGAUUUGAAAUAAUACCCCAUCAAAGAAAUAUUACGGACCAUUAUAGAUAUCACUUACACAACUUGACCAUCUUCCUACAUUUGUCAAUGGCCAAAGAUAAUUGGGACGUAGCAUAUAAAAUAUUCUGUUUGAUUCUAAGAAUGCCUGAUUUAGAUAUACGGAAUUUUUGGUCUUUAGGAGUGGAAAUUUUGAAACAAAAGGCAAUGAGAUCGAAUUUUAAAUUAUUUACUUCAAAACAGCAAAGGUUUUUCACUUGGUUAGUUUCAUUUUAUGUUUUGAAAUUCAAAAAUCCAUCAUACAAUUCCUUGGCUCCGAUAUACAAGUCAGGAAGUUUGACAAGGGUACCAAUUUAUUUCAUUACUUCCUUGUGGUCACUUUUAUCACAAAAUGACUACAAGAAAGUCAUUGAUGACGUUGAAGGUUUAAUACUUAUUCGUCCGUAUGAUACCGAUGGUACUUUACAUUUCAUUUUGACUGUGAGUUAUUUAAUGCAAACGACAAAACUUUCAUCGGACUAUGAAAUGGCCAAUAACUCCUCUCGAAGUGAUUUGUAUCUCAAGAUCACCAAGAAUUUCAGAACCAUAGAAAAAUAUUUGGAGAAAUGUGACAAACUAGAUUUUCAAUACCCUAGAGACUUAAUUGACGAGCAAAUUAAGUAUAUAACGGAUACUCUUGCCAGAGCAGAUAAUCAAGAUAAUGAAAACAGCUUAGAUUCAACAGACGAUUACGACAAUGAAAGCGAUGAAGAUACGAAUGAUAACGAAAUUGACAUGGAUGAAACUAGAAUAAUUGAUAAUGACUUCAUACCAACACAGGUAGAUCAAAACAGCUCACAACUUUCAGCUAAGAAAGGAGUAAGGUUUGCAGAGCAUCCAAUGACACCACCACGAAUGAAAGCAGGUGAAUUCUCCGAUGAAGAAGCAUUGAAACCUUCACAGGUUCCAAGCGAUGAGGAGAUCGAGUUCACUGAUGACGAAGACCAAUUCAAACCCUCACAGAUUCCUAGUGACGAAGAGAUCCAGUUCUCUGAAGAUGAGAUGAAACCAUCACAAAUACCUAGCGACGAGGAAAUUGAAUUCUCUGAUGACGACAUGAAACCUUCACAAAUACCAAGUGAUGAAGAAAUAGUGUUUUAUGAAGAUGACACCAAAGUUCAAGUACCACAAUCAUCCCAAAUAGAAGAAAUCGAUUUUGAUUUCGAUUAA